This is a messenger RNA of Protobothrops mucrosquamatus (brown spotted pit viper), 1269 nucleotides long. Its product is annotated as DNA-binding protein RFX2-like. The record is from RefSeq and is a predicted model, not a curated record. Gene Ontology annotation, molecular function: RNA polymerase II cis-regulatory region sequence-specific DNA binding; DNA-binding transcription factor activity, RNA polymerase II-specific. The transcript has 11 exons. Lineage: Eukaryota; Metazoa; Chordata; Lepidosauria; Squamata; Viperidae. Bases 16 to 1266 code for a protein of 416 amino acids. Gene Ontology annotation, biological process: regulation of transcription by RNA polymerase II.
AUCCGCUCGGUCUUCAUGGGCCUGAGGACACGUCGGCUGGGCACCAGGGGGAACUCCAAGUACCAUUACUACGGGAUCCGUCUCAAGCCGGAGUCGCCCCUGAACCGCUUGCAGGAAGAUGCUCAGUACAUGGCCAUGAGGCAGCAGCCAGCCCACCAGAAGCAGAGGUAUCGGCCUUCCCAGAGGUUGGACGGUGCAGCUGAGGGGGGAGCCGUCAGUUCCCCCACCCCGGAGGAGUCCGUGGCCGCCCAGUGUCAGCACCACCAGCAGUACAUCGAUGUCACUCAUGUCCUGCCCGAAUUCCCGGUCCUGAAUCCGGACAACGUCCUCCUGCAGGAGGGGAUCGAGGCCAGCGACCUGCAGGCUCUGGAGCUCUUCUACCGCCGGCAUUGCGAGGCCAACGUCGAGGUGGUGAUGAGCCUCCAGCUGCCCUUCCUGGAGAAACUCUGGCGUUCCUUCUGGAAUUCCGAAUCCCUUCCGGGCCGGACAGGCGCCGGCACCCCCGGGGCCUCCAGCGAAGAGCCCUACGAAGCCGUCCUCCCGCGACACAAACUGAUGGCCUUCUGCAAGUACGAGCUCGUCCUGGCCUGGAUGCGAAGCUGCGACAACCUCUUGUACCAAACCCUGGUGGAGAUCCUGAUCCCGGACGUCCUCCGGCCGGUUCCCGGCACCUUGACCCAAGCCAUCCGCAACUUUGCCAAGAGCCUGGAGGGCUGGCUGAUGGGCGCCAUGAGCGAGUUCCCGCAGCCCGUGGUCCAGAGCAAGGAGCAAGCCUCCUGGGUCUGCCAGUGCGAGGAGGGCCUGGUGCAGAAACUGGAGCAGGAUUUCAAGGUGACGCUGCAGCAGCAAAGCUCCCUGGACCAGUGGGCCCGAUGGCUGGACGAGGUGGUCACCCAGGUGCUGAAGCCGCACGAGGGCGCGGCCAGCUUCCCCCGGGCGGCCCGGCAGUUUCUGCUGAAGUGGUCCUUCUACAGUUCCAUGGUGAUCCGCGACCUCACCUUGCGCAGCGCCGCCAGUUUUGGCUCCUUCCACCUGAUCCGACUCCUCUACGAUGAGUACAUGUUCUACCUGGUGGAGCACCGGGUGGCCGAAGCCACGGGGGAGACGCCCAUCGCCGUGAUGGGAGAGUUCAGCGACCUCGCCUCCCUGUCUCCGGCUAUGCUCGAGAAAGACACCUUCGGUGCCCUAGGGCACGAGGCCGGAGCCUGCAAGCCCCAGGUGAAGCGCGAGCACAGCGACCCCGGCCCGUCCUUGCAGGAGAUCUAGCCU